CCCAAAUACACACAUUCUGUUUCCUCUGUCUCUUUUCGAACGUGUCAGUCAACCAGUCAGUCAAUUAUUUUUGUACGUGUGUGUGGUGGAGAUGCCUGAAAGAAGCUGGUAACCAUCUUUCAUAUCUAUGAGCCACGGACACAAUAAUCCCAGACUAGAUCAAAAGGACAAACACUUUUUCGCAGCAAAAUCUCCUCUGUCACUUAACUUCCUCGUAUCACUCCUGUUGCCGUCUAUGAGCUGUGCCGUGGCAGCACAGUGGGCUGUUCUGCAAUCCUGACCCACAGAGAAACUCAGUAAGAGCUCCAAGUAGCAGCAGCAGACACCAUGUCUUCUCCUUCCCUCCCCAUGCCUUCUCUCCCCCCAAGUCCCCUGGCUAUGGAGUACCUGAACGACUUUGAUCUUCUCAAGUUUGAGGUGAAAUCGGACACUCCUCCUCUUCCACCACCAUCCACAUAUCCCAAAUCAGGCCUACCCCAUGAUUCCUCCAGCUCCCCGUACACCAACAACCCUCCACAUGACUCCAGUCUGAGCUCCAGUCCUUACAACUCGCUGCCGCCUUCGCCGACGCUAAGCGAUGUACAUCCGCCACCCUCGGGCUCUUCCUCCAUGUCUUCAUCAUCAUCCUCCAUUUCCUUCCCCCUGUCCCUAUCCAACAGUUUCACCUCUGGGAUCAGUUCUGGGUCCCAGGGAAACGUGGAGUGCAGCCCAGUACAUGGUGGCCCUCAAGGCCCCACUCCCACUUCUCUUGAGGACCUGAUCUGGUUGGCAGCUCUGCAGCAACAGUUUGGAGGUGAGGUAACAGGACCAGCCACCCUAUUAGGAGCUUUGGGAGGAGUGCCAGACAGAGGGGACAGAGAGAGGGGACCAGUUAAUGGUUUUUUGGGCUGCGAGGAUGCAGUUGAAGCUUUGCUGAACUCAGCUGCAGCAGCAGUCAGCUCACAGUUUCCAGGUCUUUCUCAAAGCUCAGGCAGCAAUCUGGGGGACUCCAGCAGUGACAGUGGCAGAGACAUCUCCUGCAACAAGGCGCCAGACAUAUGUCCUCGUCCGCUUGUCUUCCUGUCGUCAGCCACUCAAACGGUCCCUAAUGGUGCCCCUGGUUCAGUUCCUUAUCCACAGCCACUCAGCCCCCAGGCUCGCCUUCAUCACCACCAACAUCACCAUCAUCAUCCACACCAUCCUAUGCAUGCCAACCAUCACCACUCACAGGUAAACCAGCCAUGUGGGGUGAACGAGCGCUUCUCAGAUGAGCAGUUGGUCAGCCUUUCGGUGCGUGAGCUCAACCGGCACCUGCGUGGAGUGAGCAAGGACGAGGUGGUGCGCCUGAAGCAGAAACGCCGGACGCUCAAGAACCGCGGCUAUGCCCAGUCCUGCCGCUACAAGCGCCUGCAGCACCGUCAUGCCCUGGAGUCAGAAAAACAUUUACUCACACAACAGCUAGAACAGCUACAGUGUGAGCUGACUCGGGUGCUGAGGGAAAGAGACGCCUACAAGGCUCGCUACGAGAAACUCCUCAGCACAAACCAAGGUGCUGGCAGCGAGGCCCCUCAGACACGAACCAGUAACCCACCGUCUCCACCCCCGGACUACUUCCUCUGAGUUUAGGUGAUCAACAGAUGAACAAUAACGAAGAGCUUUACAAACCUGAAGCAAUAAGUGAUAAGUUCGGGGUGUGUGCAUGGUUGUGUUUAUGUGUGAGAGGAAUUUUAAAGAAAUUCUUUUUUUAAGUAGUUUCUGGGCUUUAAAAUGAUAUGAAACUCUCUUUACGUGAUCAAAAGAAAAUAAUUUAUAUUUUUUGACUUUACACGUAAAAAGCGUUGUUUUCAUAUCCCCCUAACCUUUUUACAUUUGAUCACAUUUGAAAAUGUGAUUAAACUGUCCAUGUAUUUUAUUUUCAUAUAUAUCGCUGUAUUUUCAAAUAAAUUUAUUUCUGGGCCAUUUCACCGCAUGCUGUGAUGCAAACUAGGAUGUUUUGUUUUUUUCAUCAAAGCAAACACUAGAAGAUAAUGAAUAAUUGUGUUAUGACUAUGAUUUGUAGCAGGGAUCCCACUCUAACUUCCAUUUCACAGUUUACAUCAGUUUAAUUGGUUAAAUUGUGAUGGUCCAUCACAUAACAAUCUUUAAAAUUCAUCUCAUUGUGCAGAUGUUAAGUUACAAGACAUAAAAAAGGCAGGGCACUAAUCAUACAAAUUUCCUGAAUGAACAAAAACACCUGAGAGCUCUCCUGCUUGUGAACAACAUACAAACAAGACUGUGAAAAUUAUUUUAGAACAAUUAUAUAGUCCCUCACACAGCUGUUUUUUUAUCUAGCCAAUUAUAUAACAUAUUUGCUAUGUAUAAUUUUCAUAUGUCCAAAUGAAUGCUCACUGUAGCUUUUUUCCUUCCUUUUUUCAUUUGUACAAUAAGCUGCUAAAGCUGCAGAGGUCUGAGUAGUGCAGUGAUGAUAUGCGGAGUGGUAUGGGAUUGGAUUAAGUCUCCAUGGCAUGCAGUUGAAGAUUUGCCAGCUAAUAUUUCACAGUUGCCUACCAAAGUUUUUAAGCUCAAAAUGACUUUUUAUUCUUUGUAAAGAUUAUAAUAAUAGAUGAAAGAAUGUACAAGGAUACCUUAUAUCCAUCAGUGAUUGUGACAUGGCUCUUGUGAGCAAUUUGAGGAAUCUACUUUUCUUGCUAGGUUAACUUAGUAGUUUUCAGCCAAGGACGGGGACAGUGUAGACUUGUUGUUUGCUUCGAACAAUCUCUUUUACCUGCAAAUGCAGAGAUUUAGGGUUUUGUAAAUAUUUCUAAGUGGGGGAAAACAUAGAAUCAAUUGAUCACAAAGGAAACCAAUAGGUUUGGUAAGGAAAUUUGUGUGCUUGCUUCCAUCUCUCCAAAGAGAAUAAUUUUUUUUUGUUUGUUUGUUUUUUUUGGUGUGCUGGGGGGGUGGGGGGCAAAGAUCAGCUGACACAAAGCAAACCAUGACACCACAGAGCUGGUCACUGUGGACUUUCUUUGAGACCUUCUCUGAGCUGUCUUGUGGAUUUAUACUGAAAGGUUUCAUACUUUAGGCGCUAUUUAUUUUGUGUGGGUGUAGGUUAAAAACAAAUCAAUUGUUCUCUUAUUUAUUCACUUAUUUAUUCAGUAUUUAAUGUUUAUUUAUGUACUUCUAAUUAUUUCACUGGUUUCUUUCCAUUAGUGUGUAUUUUUACUUUCUUACAGUUCAUUAUUUUAUUCUGUUGUGAUUAGGAUUAACAUUAUUACAAAAGCAAUGGCCAACCAAAUGGUUUCU
Messenger RNA from Cyprinodon variegatus (sheepshead minnow), 3264 nucleotides. RefSeq names its product transcription factor MafB-like (gene nrl). Gene Ontology annotation, biological process: regulation of transcription by RNA polymerase II. Gene Ontology annotation, cellular component: nucleus. The transcript is spliced from 5 exons. NCBI's taxonomy places the organism in Eukaryota, Metazoa, Chordata, Actinopteri, Cyprinodontiformes, Cyprinodontidae. The record is from RefSeq and is a predicted model, not a curated record. Bases 328 to 1599 code for a protein of 423 amino acids. Gene Ontology annotation, molecular function: RNA polymerase II cis-regulatory region sequence-specific DNA binding; DNA-binding transcription factor activity, RNA polymerase II-specific.